This is a messenger RNA of Tricharina praecox, 2283 nucleotides long. RefSeq names its product phosphoribosylaminoimidazole carboxylase. The record is from RefSeq and is a predicted model, not a curated record. Gene Ontology annotation, molecular function: ATP binding; metal ion binding; phosphoribosylaminoimidazole carboxylase activity. Lineage: Eukaryota; Fungi; Ascomycota; Pezizomycetes; Pezizales; Pyronemataceae. Gene Ontology annotation, biological process: 'de novo' IMP biosynthetic process. The transcript is spliced from 5 exons. The coding region runs from base 399 to 2132 and encodes 577 amino acids.
CUCGGAAAGACAUCCAGUCCGGCCGGCCAGGCCAGCCAGCCAGCCCAAAUUAAGGUUAUCGGUUAUCUUAGAUUUGGCUGAUGGUAUCAUAUCACUUGGCAUCCAUCUUGUCCCAUCUGAUAAAGAUAACGAUAAGCUUGUGCCACGGCGGAGAAAAAUCCUUAUCGCGCCGUAGUGGGGUGUGAAACAAACCCCUCCAUCCGCAUCGGUCAUCCAUCGGAAUCGUAAAUUUAGAGUCGGUCGUCGUCGUCGUUCGUGACCCCCCGCCAAAUCCGGACCAUCUCCCCACCUUAAUCCGCACGCACGCAACGCAACGUCACGUCAUUCACUCUCCCCCCUCAAUCUAAAAAUUGAGGAAAACGUCCGAGCGUAUCGUACCGUAUCACUCACUCAAUCAAAUGGACAACCGUACGAUUGGAAUUCUGGGAGGCGGUCAGCUCGGGCGAAUGCUGGUGGAGGCGGCGCACCGUCUCAAUGUCAAAACACUCAUCCUCGAUGCGCCGGGCUCGCCCGCGAAACAGAUCAACGCGCUGCAUGCGCACGUCGACGGCUCGUUCGCGUCCGCCGACUCGAUCCGCGAGAUCGCCGCGCGCUGCGACGUCCUCACUUACGAGAUCGAACAUAUCGAUACCAAGGUGCUCGAGGAGCUGGAUGCCGCUGGGACUGUUGAGCUACAACCGUCUUGGAAAACUGUUAGAGUCAUCCAGGAUAAAUACCUCCAGAAGGCGCAUCUGAUCGAGGCGGGGGUUAACACCGCCGAGUCCCUUCCCGUCACUGCCGCCACACCGGAAGGGCUCGUGGAAAUUGGAGCCACUCUGGGGUACCCGUUCAUGCUCAAGUCCCGCACGCUGGCUUACGACGGCCGUGGAAACUACGUGGUCAAGAACGCCGAUGCGAUCCCGGGUGCGCUCGAGGCGCUCAAGGACCGCCCGCUAUACGCUGAGAAGUGGGCGGCGUUCACGAAGGAGUUGGCCGUGAUGGUCGUGAGGACUAAGACCGGAGAGUGCAUCAGCUACCCGACGGUCGAGACGGUCCAUGAAGACAACAUCUGCAAGCUCGUGUACGCACCUGCGAAUGUUGGCGCCGGCACCAGGGAGAAGGCGAGGAGGCUGGCGGAGAAGGCGGUGGGAAGCUUCUGGGGUGCUGGUGUGUUUGGUGUCGAGAUGUUCCUUCUCGCGGACGGCUCGCUGCUCAUCAACGAGCUCGCUCCUCGCCCCCACAACUCGGGGCACUACACCAUCGAAGCGUGCGCGACCUCGCAAUACGAAGCGCACAUCCGGGCCAUCACCGGGCUCCCGCUGCGAGCACACUCCACCGCGCUUUCCACGCCCAGCACGCACGCGAUAAUGCUGAACCUCCUCGGCCCCAGCACAUUCGACAUCGCGCGCGCCGCACUGGACACCAAAGGCGCAACGAUCCACCUGUACGGCAAGACGGAAGCCAAGGUCGGGCGCAAGAUGGGGCACGUCACCGUGAUCGCUGGCAGCAUGAGCGAGGCCGAGUACCAGAUCGCGCCGCUGGUCAAGAUGUUCGACGACGAGAAGCAGGGCCGGUCCGUCGGCGUUGCGAUCCCGCAGGAAGCUGCCGCCGCCGGUCCCGCCCCCAGGAACCCCGUCGUCGCUAUCAUCAUGGGCUCCGACUCCGACCUGCCCGUCAUGAAGGCUGGCGCCGAGAUCUUGAAGAUGUUCGGCGUCGACUUCGACGUAACUAUCGUCUCCGCCCACAGAACCCCGGACAGGAUGUGCACGUUCGCGAAGGAGGCGCGCGCACGAGGCCUCAAGGCGAUCAUUGCGGGUGCUGGAGGCGCCGCGCAUCUGCCCGGUAUGGUCGCCGCUAUGUGCACGCUCCCGGUCAUCGGUGUCCCCGUGAAGGGAAGCGUGCUGGAUGGUGUCGACAGUCUGCACAGCAUCGUCCAGAUGCCGCGAGGCGUCCCCGUCGCCACCGUUGCCAUCAAUAACUCCACCAACGCCGCACUGUUGGCGCUGCGGAUCAUCUCGGCGGAGAACAGCGAGCUGGGACGUGAGCUGCGGACGAAGCUGCAGAAGUACGUUGAGGACAUGGAGGCUGAGGUUAAUGUCAAGAUCGACAAGCUCGAGACCGGAGGUUGGGAGGACUACGUCGUCAAGAAGUAGUUUCUCUUGGGAGGGCUCCGGUGCGGUAAAAGUUUGGCGUGUACUUUGUAUCUACCUAGAUGUUCGUAAAUUGUGUGAAUGCUGCUUAGAGAAACGGUGGACUUGUACGCUUGUAGGUGGUUGUACAAUACACACCGCACUUCGCCCAGUG